AUGGAUUCAUAUAAACAGUUACGGUUGUUGCUAUGGAAAAAUAUUUUACAACAAAUUAGAGCACCAAUAUUUACAUUAUUUGAAAUUGUUGUACCUCUUUUUCUUAUUUCAUUAUCAUUUGGUUUAAUGAUAGGGUUAAGAGAUACAUUUGAAAAAAAAUAUGAUGCAACUAGUUACACAUUAUGGCCAAUAACGGGUAGUUAUAUAGAUUUAUUAAUGCCAGCUGAAAUUACAACAAUGGAUGAAACUCUUAUAGAUUAUUCUAUUUUUAUGAAUACAAAAUCUUCUUCCUGUCAAUUUCUUCAAGUAACAACAAGAAAUAUUUCAGAAGUUAAUAAAUUAAUUGAUAUAAAUAUUGAAUUUGUUUAUGCACCAAAAACAACUGUAACAACAGCAAUUAUGAAUCAAAUAGUUAAAAGAUUUACACAAAAUGAUGUUUUUCAUAAUCCUUUACCAAUUUUUAGUAUUCCUACAGUGUUAAAUAUAACUUUACCUGAUUAUAUUAAAAAUAUUAUUAGUUCAUUAAAUUCUACCACAUUAAAUAUUCAUGGAAAUAGUAGAGGAUAUAAAAAUGAAGCUGCAUUAUUAAAAGAUUUAGAAAAUACUUUUGCUAAUCAAUGUAAUAAUUCAAUAAUUGGUGGUAUAAUAUUUGAUGAUCAUUUUUCUAAUGAUCCAAAAGAUAAUAAUAAUAUUACAUAUACAAUACGCCUUUCAAAUACCCAUAGAAGACUUGCUAAAACUUUUGCUAAAAAUGAUUUUGGACCAUGGAAUACUGUAACAAAAUUUGCCACACAAUACCUUUCUGGACCAAUAGCACCAACACAAUAUGAUGGUGGUGAACCAGGAUAUUGGAGAGAAGGAUUUUUAAUGAUUCAAAAAGCAAUAGAUUCAUCUAUUGGUUCAUAUAUAAUAAAUAAUUAUACAGAAUCAAAUAUUUCAGUUAUUGAAGAUAUUAUAUCAAGUCAUUCAUUAACAACAUUACAAAGAUUUCCAUUUCCAGCAUAUCAAACAAAAAUUAUUGAAGUUGGAUCAUAUUUUUUACCAAUUGUUAUAGUAUUUUCAUUAAUGACUAGUGUUAUAUAUAUUGUUAGAACAUUAGUAUCAGAGAAAGAAAGUCAAUUAAAAGAAUAUAUGAAAGUUAUGGGAUUAAAACAAUGGGUUAAUUGGAUUGCAUAUUUAAUUAUUAAUUAUACUAAAAUGUUACUUCCUGCCAUUCUUAUAACAAUUUUUAUGAUAUUUGUAGCACAAAAUACGGAUCCAUCAUUAGUUUUAAUAUUUUUUAUUCUCUAUACAUUUAAUGUUGUUUAUUUUGCAUUUUUUAUUUCAACAUUUUUACAAUCAGCAACUACUGGAACAUUAUUUGCUGUACUUGGGUGGAUGCUUCUAUAUUUUUGGAGUGUAUUAUUUCAAACACUUGAUUCACAAGCUAAUUAUUCUUUUGUAACAAAAAUGCUUAAUUUUAUUAAUCCUAAUGUAAUUUUAACAUAUGCAGUUGUUUCAAUUGGUAGAUAUGAAACACAAGCUAGUGGUGUAACAUGGAAUUCAAUUUGGACACCACCAACACCAGAUCAAGAAAUAUGUUUUUAUCAUUAUUUAUUAAUGUUAAUUGUUGAUGGUAUUUUACUUAUCAUAUUUACUGGAUAUGUUGAAGCUGUCAAUCCAAGUGGUGAUGGUGUACCACAACCAUCAUACUUUUUCUUACUACCAAAAUAUUGGUUUCCAUCAAUCUUUAAAAAUAAAACAUCAUUAUUUAAUAUUAAUUCAAAAGUAUGUACACUUGGUGAUAAAAGUGAAAAUGAACCUGAUGUUACUCCAAUGAUAAAUAUAGUAAAUUUAUCAAAAACUUAUGGUAAAAAUUUUAUUUCAAGAUUAUUUAAUUGUAAAUUUGGUCAAAGUGGACAAAAAGUUGCUGUUGAAGAUUUAAAUUUACGUAUAUAUCCUGGUCAAAUUACGGCACUCCUUGGACAUAAUGGUGCUGGUAAAAGUACAACAUUUUCAAUGUUAACAGGUGUCAUAUCAUCAACAUCUGGUACAGCAUAUAUUGAUGGUUUUGAUAUCAAAUCAAGUUUAUCAUUAAUUAGAAAAAAAUUAGGAUUAUGUCCACAAUAUAAUACAUUAUUUAGUACAUUAACUGUAAUCGAACAUCUUGAAUUUUUUUGUAAACUUAAAGGAAGAGAGUAUGAUGAAGAGGAGGCUAUGAGUAUAUUAAAAAGAUUAAAAAUUGAUUUUAAGGCAAAUUUUAGAGCUGGAAAUUUAUCUGGUGGUCAAAAAAGAAAAUUAUCAUUAGCUAUAGCAUUAAUAGGUGGUUCUGAAAUAGUUAUGCUUGAUGAACCAACAUCAGGUAUGGAUCCUGGUGCAAGACAUGAAACAUGGACUUUAUUAUUAGAAGAAAAAGCUAAAAGAACAAUGCUUUUAACGACACAUUUUAUGGAAGAAGCUGAUUUAUUAGGUGAUAGAAUAGCAAUUAUGGCACAUGGAAAUUUACAAUGUUCUGGUUCAAGUAUGUUUUUAAAGAAACUUUAUGGUGCUGGUUAUCAUUUAACAGUAGUAUUUAAAAAAGGAAUACCAUUAUCUGAAAUUCAUAAACAAUAUAAAAAUGUUUUAUUAUUUUUAAGAACAUAUUGUGAAGAUGCAGAGAUGCAUUCAGCUGUUGGUAAUGAAGCAACAUAUUUAAUAAAUCAAUCACAUAGAUCAAAAUUUUCAACAAUUUUUAAAGAUUUAGAAGAUGGACAGGAGAAAUUUAAUAUUGAAUCAUUUGGUGUUUCAAUAACAACAAUGGAAGAAGUAUUUUUAAAAGUUAAUGAUAUAGCAAAUAUGAAUAGAGAUAUAAAAUUAGGUAUUUAUAAUGAUAAUUCAGCAAAUGAAAGAGAAGAUUUAAUACAAAAAUUUAAUGAUUUAAAAACAAUAAAAAAAAUAUCUGGUAUAAAUUAUUAUUUUCAACAUAUUAAAGCAAUGUUUUUAAAAAGAAUUAUUUAUUUUUGUAGAAAAUGGACACAAUUUAUACCAUCAUUAAUAAUACCAAUAAUAUAUUUAUCAUUAUUAACAUGGACAUUAAAAAUUAUUCCUGCUGCAAAACCUCAACCACCAUUAGAAAUUAAUUAUAAUUAUUAUUCACAAAAAAAUAUACCUGCUGAUAUUAUAAUACAAAAAUCUAAUGAUACUUUUGAUAAUUUAACAUUUGCUACAGAUUUAUAUAAUUUGGUACAAAAAAUUAAUCCAUCAACAAAAAUUCAUCCAAUUUAUACAAAUCAAUCUUUUGAUGAAUAUUCAUAUAUUAAAAAAGAAAUUAAAAAUCAAGGAUAUAGAGUUUUUAGUUUAAAAACUCCAGUAGCAUUUGGUGAUUGGUUUGAUGAUAUAACAAUACCAUUAAUAGGAAAAUUACAUUUAUCACUUAUUAAUGGACUUUUUAAUAAUUUUGCACUUCAUUCACCACCAUUAGCAUUAAAUAUUAUUGAUAUAUUUUUAUUAAGAAAACAAACAAAUAAUUCAAAUUUAAUAAUUAAUGUUAUUAAUCAUCCAUUACCACCUGUUAUAGCAGAUUCAAUGAAAUCAUCAAGUACAACAGCAUCAGCAUCAUUUAUGAUUGGUUAUACAAUUAUUGUAUCAAUGUCAAUGGCUGUCUCAAUUUAUGCUUCAUUUAUUAUAAGAGAAAGAUCAAAAAAAUCAAAACAUAUGCAAAUGAUGUCUGGUAUAAGACCAUGGGUUUAUUGGUUAACAAAUUUUAUAUGGGAUGCUGUAUGUUAUUUAUUACCAGUAGGAUGUUUUAUAGGAAUAUAUUUUAUAUUUGAUAUUCCACCAUUUACUAAUUCUGUUAAUACAGUUUUAACAUUAUUAUUUAUUAUGUUAUUAUAUGGAUGGACAAUUAUACCAUUUGUUUAUACAUUUCAAUUUGCAUUUAAAUCAGCACCAAAAGGAUAUACAUUAAUUGUUAUGUAUAAUAUUAUUACAGCAAUAGCAUCAUCUAUUGCUACAAAUAUUAUUGCACAAACUGUUAAUGUUGAUGUAUCAUUUACCUGGUCAAUAAUUUUAUCAUUCCUAUUUCCAACAUAUAAUCUUUCUAAUUGUUUUUCAAUUUUAUAUAAUAAUGAAUAUGCCAGAAUUGCAUGUGAAGAUAUUGAUUGUGGAAAUCCUUUAUUUAGUGGUAAUGUACCACAAUGUUGUGGAAGUAUUGAAAGUAAGGCAUAUGUUGAUAAUGUUAUCAAUGAAUUUGGUAGAAUGGGUAUAGCAUGGGGUCUUCUAUUUUUAGGUUUACAAGGAUUUUUAUAUUGGUUUACAACAAUUGCUAUAGAAAAACAAUGGAUAAAAAAAUUUGGAAAAAAAAAUGAACCAAAAAAAAAUGGAUAUGAUAAUAAUUCAUUUAAUUGGGAAUGUACUGAUCCAAAACUUACUGUUAAUAUGUUAGAAAUUGGUAAAAGAAGAAAUUUAUCAAUAACUUCUAAUAGUGAGGAAGAUGAUGAUGUUAUAAAAGAAAGAGAAAAUGUUCUUGAAUCAUCACCAUUAAAUCAUACAAUUAUUGUUAAAAAUGUUAAAAAAUGGUAUGGUAAUUUUCAGGCAGUAAAAGGAAUUAAUUUUACAGUAAGAAAAAGUGAUUGUUUUGGUUUACUUGGUGUUAAUGGUGCUGGAAAAACAUCAACAUUUCAAAUGUUAACAGGUGAAAAUGAUAUUUCUGAGGGUGAUGCUUAUAUUAAAGGAUAUAGUGUUAAAAAUAAUUGGAGAAAAGCAGGUGAAAAUAUUGGUUAUUGUCCACAGUAUGAUGCUAUUAUUAAAGAAAUGACUGGUGAAGAAACAUUAUAUAUGUUUGCAAGAAUACGUGGUAUUAUACCAAGUGAUAUUCCAAAAACAGUAACAACAAUAAUACAAGCUAUUGGUAUUGGUAUGUAUGCUAAAAGGCAAAUAAAAACAUAUUCUGGUGGUAAUAAAAGAAGAUUAUCUCUUGGUAUAGCUUUAGUUGGUAUGCCUGAUGUACUUUUAUUAGAUGAACCAACAUCUGGUGUUGAUCCUAAAGCUAGAAGAAUUGUUUGGGAAAUUUUAGCACGUGUUCGAGAAGUUGGUACAGCAAUAGUAUUAACAUCACAUUCAAUGGAAGAAUGUGAAGCACUUUGUACAUCAUUAUCAAUUAUGGUACAUGGUAAAUUUAAAUGUUUUGGUUCACCACAACAUAUCAAAUCAAAAUAUGGUUCUGGAUAUACACUUCUAAUUCGUCUAGAAACAUCAAAUGAUAUACCAUCAACAAUUAAUACAAUUUUACAAAAAUUCCCUGGCUCUAUAUUAAAAGAACAACAUGCAUUACAAUUAAAUUUUGAAUUAAGAAAAACUAAAAAUACAACAUGGAGUAAUUUAUUUAAACAACUAGAAGAUUUAGUAGAACCAUUACAGAUUCAGGAUUAUUCCUUAUCACAAACAACAUUGGAACAAGUAUUUUUAGAAUUUUCAAGAGAUGCUUCUAUGAUUGGGUAUAAUGAUAACGCGAGUACGGAAUGA
This is a messenger RNA of Strongyloides ratti, 5481 nucleotides long. Its product is annotated as ATP-binding cassette sub-family A member 13. The record is from RefSeq and is a predicted model, not a curated record. Lineage: Eukaryota; Metazoa; Nematoda; Chromadorea; Rhabditida; Strongyloididae. Bases 1 to 5481 code for a protein of 1826 amino acids. Gene Ontology annotation, molecular function: ATP binding; ABC-type transporter activity; ATP hydrolysis activity. The transcript has 2 exons. Gene Ontology annotation, cellular component: intracellular membrane-bounded organelle; membrane. Gene Ontology annotation, biological process: transmembrane transport; lipid transport.